GGGGUAAAAUCAAUAACGGUAAUUUUUUUUUCCUUUCGGCACAUAAAUCAGGACAGUGCGAAAAAUACCAGAAAACAGAGGGAAACCUUAAGAAAGAAGAUGGUGGCGAUUUCUUUGUACAGAGGGAACCUCCACCGAGCACCGGACGUACCACGGCGGUGGUUAAUGCCGACUCCCAAAAUUUCCGUCAAAGACUUCAAAUCCCUCUUGCACCGCCGCAAAAAAGCACUCUCUCGUCUCCGUUAUUUCUCUCCAUCCUUUAACCCUAAUCCUGAUUCAACGCAUCGAAUUCAACUCCCUGUGCCCACUGCCGCUCCCCUUGACCCCAAAUUAAAAGCCAAAGUUGAGUCUGAACGGUCCGAGGGUUUGAAAACUGGACCGCCUCUAACGCAGGUUAAGGUUGAGGUAGUUGGAGGAUCCGACGGUGGAGAUUGUUUGACGAAUCCGGUGGAUGAGCUGACGGAGAAAGAUGUUAGUUUGCAAGUGGUUGAGAAAGAGAAACCGCCUGAGACUAAAUCGAUUAGGAACCUAGAAACAAGUGAGAAAUUAAACGAUUUAAAGGAAAAAGAAGAAAGGAAGAGGGUCGUUGAGGAGAAAUUACAAGUUUUGAACACGAAGAAGCAUGGUUUAGUGCAAGUACUAAAGCAGAUCUUGAAUGCGGAGGAGGAGUUAAAGAGAAGAAAUAGCACGCAAGGUACAGCUAAUUGUCCGGCUGUUCCACUUCAAGUGGAAACUGCAACCGACUCUGGGUCGAUGACGAGGAUUGUCACUCCCCAGAUUGGCUCGGAUGCUAAUGUUGCUGGAGAAAAUGAAGGAGUUGAAGCUGAUGAUGUUUCGAACCCUAUCAUUCUUUCCCGUCAUGUGUUUCGUAUGAGCAGUACAUCACCUUCUUCAGAAUCUCCUCUUAGAAGACCUACCUACAUUCAACAUGAUGUUGUUCCCCACCCGUCUCGAGCUAGCAUGGUGGUCACAGGUAGUCCAUCACGUUUUGCUCCUACUGGUAAUCAAGGUCAUCCUGGGAAUCCUCCCACCGUAUCUGUAUCGGGAACAAAUUUUGUCGCAUCAUCUCCUUCACCUGCAGCAUCUGGUGGCACUUCGAUUUUCAGAGAGGCUCGGCAGCCAAGCCCAUGGAAUUAGAAUCUGUAUCCAAAUGAAGUCUUUGUUAAAAGAUUUGGGCCAAAGAAGA
Molecule: messenger RNA, 1186 nt
Organism: Hibiscus syriacus
Lineage: Eukaryota; Viridiplantae; Streptophyta; Magnoliopsida; Malvales; Malvaceae
Exons: 4
Coding region: 100-1137 (345 amino acids)
Cellular component (GO): chloroplast
Source: RefSeq, a predicted model, not a curated record